UCCACACCGAGCAUUUUUUUUUCUCUGCACGGAUCCAGCUGCUCCCUUCCUCCUGCAGGCUUUCUUGUGUAUGGAAUGUUACAGAAAAUGAACCUUAAGGAGUUAACCCACCGAGGUUCGGAAGUGGAGAGUCUUUUGUACGAUAGAAAAUAUGAAGACGUGGCGUUGCACCUGACACAUUUUGAAAAUGCUACGGUCACUAUAGAGAUCCUCCAAAACACUGACAUUGUUCACGUUGUUUACAGGGUUUUAAAGAGCUGCCCGCAGGGUGUACUGAAAACAAGGGCCAAGUGUUUAUUAUCCAAAUGGAAAGCCUCGUAUAAAAAAAGCCACCUUCAAACCAGUAACCCGAAUGAAGGGUGUCCUGCUUGUGAAAACAAUAACGUGUCUGAGGAAGACAGUAUUGAGGUUCAUAAUAGUCGACCAGAAAUUGGAAUGCUGAAUACAUUGCAUUCAUCUAAUGAGAAGCACAAACAGAUAAAUGGGGAUUCAGAGUCGAGUAUAAGACAACACUGUGGAGAGGAGCCCACAUUGCCUGACAGCGGUCAGCAUCAAAAGAAGGUGGUUGUGGAAGAUUCCGUUUUGAGGACUAGAUUUACAGAUCUCCUAUGUGUUGCUUUGGUAGACCCUACAGACUGUCAAGAAAAAGCCCAGAAUUUAGCAAAGGAAAUCGAGGAGAAUAUCUUUCUUCUUCACAGCGGAAAUGACAAGAAAUAUAGAAACUGUAUUAGAAGCAAAGUUUCUAAUUUAAAAAAUCCUAAAAAUCACCAUCUGAGAGAGCAACUUUUCUCAGGGGCGUUAAGUCCAAAGGCGUUUGCUGAGAUGACGUCAAUGGAAAUGGCCAGUGAGGAACUUAGGACACUCCGUGCUAGCUACACUCAGGCGGGUGUCAGGGAACAUCAGCUUCCACAAAGCGUGGACGGAAUCCAGACCAAUAAAGUCAAGUGUCGGAAGUGCGAGAACUUUGACUGUAAAGUGACCGUGAUUUCCAGAGGAACUCUGUUUCUUCCUGGUUGGGUUCGCUCGAGAAACCCAGAUGAAGAGAUGAUGACGUUUGUUAUAUGCAAUAAGUGCGGAGAACAAUGGUACCAUAGUAGAUGGGUCUGCCUUUGAACUUGGCCACAAUGGAUGCUUUCUUAGAUGUCAACAGAGAGGAUACAUCCAAGUAAUUAUACAUUUGGAUGUGUUAUCUAGCACAGCGUUGGCCGAUUCUAUGAAAUCAGUGAUUUAACUUGGUGGAACCUGGGGAACUUUCAGGCAUCUGGCCCAAAGGCCACCAGUUUGGAAAACAAUAGUCUUUAGUCUGAGAAUUAAAAACAAAGAGGGACUUGGUGCAAUAUUUGAACAUGUUUUUAUUGUCUUAACAAACCUCUGGAAUGGUCAAUCCUGCAGAAUAAAUUCUUGCUUAUACUACUAA
Spea bombifrons (plains spadefoot toad) is the source of this 1417-nucleotide messenger RNA. RefSeq names its product transcription elongation factor A N-terminal and central domain containing (gene TCEANC). Gene Ontology annotation, molecular function: nucleic acid binding; zinc ion binding. Lineage: Eukaryota; Metazoa; Chordata; Amphibia; Anura; Pelobatidae. Gene Ontology annotation, cellular component: nucleus. Gene Ontology annotation, biological process: DNA-templated transcription. The record is from RefSeq and is a predicted model, not a curated record. The transcript has 2 exons. The coding region runs from base 76 to 1113 and encodes 345 amino acids.